ACGCGAAUGUCAAUACCGAGUAACCGUGAAUGUCAACAUUACACCUGUACAUUUUAUUUAUAAAUAUCCGUGUACAAAGCGUAGUUUUAGUGCGUUUAACGAAAAAUGACGGAUUCGACCCCAUCCUUAAGCCAAUACUUCGGCGAGAAAACCGACGAUAAAAUCAAAACGAUUGAUUUCUCUCAAGAACUGAGCGAAGCUUCCACUAAAAUAAACGACCUAAAACUAGAUGACAAUCUCACAAGUGCUAACAAAAACGAGCCCGAAGUGUGUAGGAUAUUCGCAGAAACACCACCACAGGCCAAAGAUCAAACCACGUCGUUCUUUGAUUUGAUCGGAAACAACCACACCGGGAAUUCCACUGGGUUAAUAUCGGAACUGGAGAUAACAUCAAACAAUGAUGACGGAUACUGCCCAAGGGUGGCUCUGGGGUCGGAGGCCGACCGCAGAAGGGACGCUUGGAUACCCAGCGAGAGAACGAGGCAGUGCUUGAUAGCGUGUUCGACGGCGCCCCCGGGAACGUAUUUUCCGGACAGGGAGCUCCUGACGAUGCCGGGGGUGCUGCUAGAGGAGGAUCUGGGUGACAAUAUUGGGGAGGCUGUCACCUUGUGUCUUGGCGAAGCUGAAGCCGCGCAGAGAAGCGUCUUGACCGAAAGUGACGUCACGCAGGACGAAAGGGGCCUGCGAGAACUGGUCCAGGCCGGUUCUUACAGGUCUGCUAUUAAUUUAACGGCGCGACUCCUAACCAUCUACGGACAAGGUAGAGGUCGUUCUGGUCACGCUAGCAAACAUUCUCCACAUUCGUUACAACUUUGGUUCACUCGCAUUGCCCUCCUAGUAAAAACUAAAGCCUUUGGAGUUGCUCAAUCAGAGGCUGCCCCUUUUGGACAGCUCGACAAGCCCGAUGUUUUUUAUCAAUUUUAUCCUGAAAUGUAUGGGGGACGUCCUGGUUCUAUAGCUUCGUUUUCUUUUCGGCUGCUUUUAAGCGAACUACCAAUGCACUGUGGCAAACCCAAGGACUCCCUGACUAGGUUAUAUAGCAUGAAAUCAACGAUCAAACAGAUGCUGGAUAAUUUAAGACAAGGCUUGUGUGAAGAUGGCAGCCCCAUGGAAAUCGGCGAAUCCGACCGAGCGGACUCGAUACGUCUGUGGGUCGGUCGGGAAACUCGGGUCCUACAUUCAAUAGUUAAUUGUGCUUUAGCCCUUAAAGAUUAUGAGCUGGCUAUGGUUAUAAUGGAGGAGCUGUGCCACAGGGAUGGAACAUCUCGUCACAUGUUGUACUCGGCUUUGGGGCGGCUGCGCUUGCAAGUCGGUGACGUGGCAGGAGCUGAGACGUGUUUCGAUGAAGCGAGAGCCUUGAGAGGCAACGUGAUGGACUUGAGGGAAUACGUGGACCGUGGGCUACUUGCCGUAGCCCAGAACGCCUUCGACGAGGCGUAUAUCUACUUCCAACAAGCGAGUCAAUUAGAGCCCAACAAUGUUAUGAUUUUGAACAACAUGGGCGUUUGUCUUCUAUACGGCGGCCGCCUGAAGGAAGCCAUUAAAGUUCUCGAAACUGCCAUUGAGACGAAUCCGGUUCAUGCCCUGCACGAGUCCCUGCUUUUGAAUUUGUGCACUUUGUACGACAUGGAGUCGUCUAAAGGGCGAAUGAAGAAAUUCGCCCUUUUGAGGCAAAUAUCUAGGUAUCAAGCGGACGCUCCGACCACGAUUUUGGAAAAGCUUUAUGGGUAACCUGGGUUUCGUUAUCUGUGAUUUUGUUGACUUAGUUAAUUCGUAUGAAUUGAAAACAUUUCUGGUGCAUUUAUUUCAGUUAGAGUUGUAAUUGCGAGGCAUCAAUGUCGAAAUUAAAGUUUCCAUCCAGUACUUGAGGCCUAGAAACGCAAUUCGAGAUUUACGUAUGAAAAUGGCCAAAGAUUCAUGUUCACUCAUCACAUUCACACACAUCACGAACACAACAAUGACAUAAGUGCCUUAAGAAAGUGGGCAUUUUUCAUUAGUCAUCAAGUGCACGAGUGGUUUGAACUUUGCUUGUCAAUUCUUCAACUUUCAGUAUUAAUUGUUGCCAUCAAAAAUCAUUAAAUAGUGUAACUACUUAAUGAAUUUUGUAGCUUAGUGGGAUUGGAUGUGCAGGCACAAUAAUGUAGAGGUUAGAGCGUUUUUGUAGUACGUUGUGAUUCAGAUUUACACAAAGUCGAGUGUGCAUAUGCCAAACUAACACUAAGGAGUAGUUGUAAACCCCAUAUUUUUCAGACGUUCAUUUGAUAAAGCAAGAUAAAGUGUGCUGGUAGCUGUAUAAAUUCAAAGCAAUGUUUUCAGUAGAUUGUUUUUGACGAUUAUUUAUUAACAAGUGCAGACUUGUCACUAUUUAUUACACUAAUUUAAUAAAUGUCUACACAAUC
Messenger RNA from Zophobas morio, 2399 nucleotides. Its product is annotated as trafficking protein particle complex subunit 12. The record is from RefSeq and is a predicted model, not a curated record. Gene Ontology annotation, cellular component: Golgi apparatus; TRAPP complex. Lineage: Eukaryota; Metazoa; Arthropoda; Insecta; Coleoptera; Tenebrionidae. Bases 106 to 1731 code for a protein of 541 amino acids. The transcript has 7 exons. Gene Ontology annotation, molecular function: protein binding.